Ictalurus furcatus (blue catfish) is the source of this 5138-nucleotide messenger RNA. RefSeq names its product nuclear factor of activated T-cells, cytoplasmic 2. The record is from RefSeq and is a predicted model, not a curated record. Bases 322 to 2865 code for a protein of 847 amino acids. The transcript is spliced from 9 exons. Gene Ontology annotation, cellular component: transcription regulator complex. Gene Ontology annotation, biological process: cytokine production; regulation of transcription by RNA polymerase II; calcineurin-NFAT signaling cascade. Gene Ontology annotation, molecular function: transcription factor binding; DNA-binding transcription factor activity, RNA polymerase II-specific; RNA polymerase II cis-regulatory region sequence-specific DNA binding. NCBI's taxonomy places the organism in Eukaryota, Metazoa, Chordata, Actinopteri, Siluriformes, Ictaluridae.
ACAGUUCACCGCAAGUUUUCGGAGGAGUUUCUUUUUAAACAGGAAGUCGUCGGUCUCUUUGAACAGCUCGCGCUCUUCGCGUUCUCUCAGUCCCAUCCGCGCGUCAGAGACACAUCUCUGCUGUACUGUGUGUGUGUUAGUCACUUCACUUGCGAAAGGGUACACUAUCUAUCAUUCCAUAACAAUUGCGGAACUUGUUCUGUCUUUUCUUUAUUUCCGGUGUAGUUACCUUUAAGGGCAUUUCAACUAGUUUAGCUGUUUUUUGUUUGUUUGUUUGUUUGUUUGUUUGUUUUUUUUUAAGGAGACGAAAACAUUUCCCCAAUGAGUAGUAACUGUGAAAACAGUGCUGUCGGGUUCGCUGCUGCAGGCGGACAGGAAGAGCUGGACUUUCCUUUCCCUCUGUUCCUUUACGGACAAAUUGGAAAUGACAUUCCACCUGAUGACCAAGAUGAACUUGAUGCUCUGUCACACCUUGAUGCUAAUCCACCCUCGUCCAAUAUCGACCAGGCCCAUGCUCCAUACAGCGAUCUGUCCCUCCAUCAGCCUUCCUAUAAUCCUCCAACUUCUGAGGACCUCCUCACUUGUCAUCACCCUGAUCUGCGAGAUCUUCUCAGUCACUCGCUCUCAUUGCAGGCUAGCCCCCGCAUUGAGAUCACCUGCUCAGAGCUACACCACCAGCACCGUGAGCAUGUCCAAACAGCACCAGUGGAUAUUAGUCGGCGUCUGGCUGUGCCUCCGUACCAGAACCUGCUCUACAGGGAGAACCUGAGCCCGGCAAGCAGCACUUCCUCCAGCUGGCACUCGGAAGUGUGUUCACCCCAGCCCUCACCAUGUGUUUCUCCCAGUGCUUCAGGAGCUGGAGGUUUAGCUGCCAUGACCGUGGCUGAGUUGUGCCCAAGGCUCCAGGCCAUCCAUGCAUCCGGUUCACCCCGUACUUCACCAACUACAUCCCCACGCACCAGCAUCACUGAGGAAACUUUCCUGAACUGCAGGCCUUCAUCUGCGUCCUCCUCACGGCCAGGUUCGCGCUCCACUUCUCCUCAGGGAAAACGCACUUACGAGCAAUACCAGAACCCUGCCUUGGUUCCCCCACGCUCCCGAAGCCCCUCUCCUCAUGCAGUGCGAGAGGAGUUGGUUGAACCUUGUAGACAAACAGCUAACCUUGAUGAAUUUGUAGACAUCUUCAGCAGGCACCUCGCCAAACCAGUGCCCACAAAGAUUGGACGGCCUAAUCAGGAGUACUUGGUCUACAGCCAAACAGAGCAUGCUGUGUUCCCUGAAGUGAAGAGGGAGCCCGUAAUGGAUCCAAUAUAUGUCAUGCCAUCCAUCGGUUGGCCUAAUCAGAUGACCACAGCCAUGUGCAGCAUGUCGUUGGCAUCCCUGCCUGCUCUGGAGUGGACGCUUCCCAGCAGCACAGAACAGUACGAGUUGAGAAUAGAGGUUCAGCCCAGACAGCACCACAGAGCCCACUAUGAGACUGAAGGCAGCAGAGGCGCUGUUAAAGCAGUGUCAGGAGGACAUCCUGUGGUUCAGUUGCAUGGGUACAGCGGGCGAGACGCUCUGGCACUGCAGGUCUUCAUUGGAACGGCUGACGAGAGAGCCGUGAGGCCACAUGCCUUUUACCAGGUCCACCGCAUCACUGGCAAAACUGUCACCACUAGCAGCCAUGAGAGAAUAGUCAAUGGAACCAAGGUUCUGGAGCUGCCGCUGGAAUCCAAAGACAACAUGCGGGCAGUUGUGGAUUGUGCCGGGAUACUGAAGCUGAAGAAUGCUGAUAUUGAGCUGCGGAAAGGUGAGACAGACGUGGGGCGGAAGAACACACGUGUGCGGCUGGUCUUUCGUGUCCAUGUACCUCAGCCUGGAGGCCAGUGGCUUUCUCUCCAAGUGGCCUCACAACCCAUCGAGUGCUCUCAGAGAUCUGCACAUGAACAUCCAGCCGUGGAGAGGCAGGAUUUGGACCGCUGUUCUGUGCUGGGUGGACUGCAGAUGAUCCUGACUGGUCAAAAUUUCACCUCUGAGUCCAGAGUGCUGUUCACUGAAAAAACCCAAGAUGGAUUGGAGGUAUGGGAGAUGGAAGCUACAGUCAACAGAGACAAAAGUCAAGCAAACAUGCUGUAUGUGGAAAUUCCUCCAUAUCGAGACCCCAACAUCUACCAUCCAGCUAAAGUCAACUUCUAUGUGCUGAAUGGGAAGAGGAAGCGUAGUCAGCCUCAACACUUCACCUACAUGCCUCACCCAGUUCCACUGAUAAAAGCCGAGCCGGUGGAUGAGUAUCAGUAUGGACAGCUUGGCUGCAGUGUCUCCCAGGUCUUAGGUGUCUCUCCACAAUCGUGCCAUCACACUGCCCAGCUGCCUACCAGCUGCUGUGCUAUGCCAUGCCAGGUUUCCCAGAGAACCAGCAGCCCUACCCUGUACCCUCCAGCCUCGGAGUACCAGCUCCAUCAGCCUUCAGCCCUCUACCAGAGCCAGGUAGAAGCCCUCAGCAGCAGUCCUGGCCACUACCAGCCUCCCCUGGAUCACCCUGCAUCUGGAGUGCAACCCAUCUGCUCAGGUCAGGCAUCUGCCAUAGGGCCAAAUCCAGGCUCUCAUCUCAAACCCAGCAGUUACCAGCACAUCAUAGCUGGACACAGCUACCAGGCUGGUGUCUCUGUGUUUCCAGGCCUGGAUGUAGCCAAUCAGAGAAGCUUUGUUCAGAGAGCAGCCCCUUCAGUGCAGAGCUACAACCAGCGGCAGCCUGUGGAGCAUCAGAGAACUAGCAGUCCUGUAAGAGUUAAGCAGGAGAAUCUGGACCAAGCUUACCUGGAUGAUGGUGAGGAGCUAAUUUUGGUUAGUUUGACACUUGUCAUUUUGGUGGGUGUAGUGUAAAGACUGGGGUAAACGUUAGAAGUUAAGGUUCUAUUCUAAUAAUAAAAAGGUUGAGUUUAACCCCUAGAAUGUUACUCCUGGGCCUCAAAUUUUUGCACAAUUGUGAAUAAGUUAAUUUGGUAAAUUUGGUAGCAUGGCAAAUGGGUAGUUAUAAAAGGUAUUGAUAUAUACAAGAAAAAAAUCUGCUGUAACCCAUAACCUACAAAAAGAUAACAUGAAAACUUAUUUACUCCACAGAGUCACGUGGCAGUAUUGCCGUAGCAGCUGAUGGCUUGUUUAUUGACACUGAUUUCUAUAGUAUGUCCUACAGCUUAAUGUAUAUCAGAGUGUAAAAGGUGGCCCCUUUUACAGCCUGCACCAUGUAGGUCAUAGCUUUAAAUAGUAACUGCUAAAGCUAGUUCAGUAUUGAGUUCUGUAAGUGUAAUGAUCAGAGCAGGCAUGAAAGGACUAUUGAUUUUACAGCGGAAUUCAGAUUCAGCAAACCCCUAGUUUAAAAAAAUGAUUUAUUUUUUUUUGUGGCUAAUGAUUUACCCUUUAAAAUAUAUUUUAUUAAGAAUUUUUCUCCACUGUUACACCAUCACCCUGUUUAGCUGUAUAGACAUGGCAAAUUAAUAUGAUAUCCAGGUUUAUUUGCUUAUAUUGAAAAGGUUAGGUAAAAGCUAUUAACCAGCAUUAGUACGGUGAGUAAUUACUGGUAUUAUAUUUAGCAUUUCGUGUAAAGCAGUCACACAGUCUUGUAAUGGUUGUCGUGGGAGUGGAAGUGUCAGCACUGUGCCUUCUAUUUAAGGCCCACUGGUGCCUGUUAUAGCCAGCCCUUGUUCUAAUUUUAGACUGAAGUGGUAGAAAAGUUUCCAAUUUUAGCCCACUACCACCUCUGUUGAGCAACAGAAAACAAAGCCAAGCAAAGCCUCAGGUGGUUGCAGGAUUAUAAACAUGACUAUGACUCAGUGCUGCUCCCUGCUGAAGGAUUAUUGUGAGUUGUAAAGCCUGUGUAUCACAGUGAAGCUAGAAUAUCCUUUUCCUCUAAGCAACAGAGUGAUCCACGUGGAAACCAGAAUUGCAUCAUGUUUAAUACUUCUAGACAUCUACAUAUGUGGUGUUGUUUUUUUUUCUGUUAUGUUUUCUCAGUGAACGAAGUGAUCAGAAAAGAUCUGACCGUUCAUCCCAGUGAUCAGUGAUGGCUAGAUCUGAAACUCAGCGAGAGUCUUCUUUAAAGUGACAGCCAUGACUUCUGGACAACUCAUCAGCCUCCACGUCUGCACAGAUUCUUUAUGUCAUAUCAGAGUGUUUUUAAAGGGGUGGUGAUAAUUGUUAAUUAUAUUAAUGAUUGCUGAUUGCAUAUUUCUGAUGAUCACAUAACUAGUAAGGAGUCAGGAAAAACAGAUUAGCUUUAAAUUCGAUGUAUUGCGAACAAAAAUAUUUUGUCUUGGGACCCACAUGCAAGUUAGCAUCUACAACCCAACCAGUUUUGAAUUAGGGGAUUAAUUAGGGGGAGCCACUAGUUAAUGCAGAGGAUAGCCAGUGAAUAAAGGAUACCAAAUAUCUGACCAUACUUACAAUAGCAAAUCUGAAUUACUUGUUCAACAGAAAUUUGUCAGAUGAGCUUUCUUCUUAUUUACUGUUGCAUAGCGAUAUGCAGAUGUACAAUUUCGAGUGCUAGCUCCAACAAGAACCGUCAUAGAGAAGAACGUGAUUAGUAAAUUGUGUCAUCGACUAGAGUAUUUGAUUUGUAGCAGGUACAUUUAACAAACAAUAAUGUAUAGCUUUAGACCUCGCUACAACUAGGCAAAAGCUCAAGUGAAAACAUUAGCUAGGCAGAUACAGUAAUGUUAGUUAGCUAGUUUAGCUAUUUAAGGCUGAGAGAAUUAACAACUUGUCCUUUUUGUCUGGAGUAUAGGUGUAAUUGCAGUUUUCAGAAUUUUGCAUGGUGGUUAUCCCAAUAACUCUUUUUAGCUUUUUAGAUUUAGAUAGUCUUUCCAGUUUGUGUAAGUCUUUGCUACAUAUACAGUGGAUAUUGUAUAUGUGAAAAGGCUGCAUACCCUGUUAAAUUGGCAGGUUUUUGUGAUGAAAAACAAUUAAACUAAGAUAAAGCAUGUCAGAACUUUUUCCACCCUCACUGUUUAAUUACAAUGUAUAAACAUUACAAUGCUAUGAAAAAGUAUUUGCCCCAUCAUGAUUUCUUCUGUUUUAGUGUUUCUCUCAUAUUAAAAUUGUUUUAUCUAAGAUAAAAUAAAGGCAACCCGAGUAAACACAAAAUACAGUUUUUAAAUGAU